GCAUUUAAGUGUAGUGAAAUUAACUAAAAUACUUAAACAUACAAGUAAUACGAUAAUUGUUCAUCAAAGUGCUUCGGAUAAUAGUUUUCAAGACAUGCAUCGUGCAAGAACAGCUUUCAAUGCCUUUGCGCCAAAAGGACAACAAAACUUCGGGUCGUGGUUAAUUCGACAUCAAAAAUCACAGUUCAACAAUGAUUUUUUGGCUGCAGCAGGCAUCAAAAGUUAUAACUCGGCAGGUGCCGAACCUUUCUUAAAUGGAUCAAGUUCAGCUUAUGUCGAAGAGAUGUACAAUUCAUGGCUUCGUGAUCCAACAACAGUUCAUGCUUCUUGGGAUGCUUAUUUCCGUAACAAUUCUUAUUCAGCACCUCCAUCACUUGCGGCACCACCACGAAAUCAUAUUCCUGUAUCGCAAUAUGUCGGCGGAUCAUCAUUGCCAGCCAUUGGUGGUGCAGGACCAGCACUCACUGGAAGUCGUGUUGAUGAUAAAUUGAUUGAUGAUCAUUUGGCUGUGCAAGCUAUUAUCAGAAGUUAUCAGUCGCGCGGUCACUUGAUGGCUGCUAUCGAUCCGCUUGGUAUCUUAAAUUCUGAGACCCAAGUCGGUCCCGAUGGGGUUGCACGACGAGCAAAUGAAAAAGUAACGCGCAACUACAUGCAAUUCGAGGAACAUGACAUGGAUCGAAUGUUCAAACUUCCCAGCACAACAUUCAUCGGUGGAAAAGAAAAAUUCCUUCCUCUUCGUGAGAUUCUUAAUCGUUUGGAAAAUGCUUAUUGCAACAAAAUUGGAGUUGAAUUUAUGUUCAUUAAUUCAUUGGAACAAUGUAAUUGGAUUCGUGAACGUUUUGAAUCUCCCAAUGCCAUUAACUAUUCAAAUGAUGAGAAGCGUUUGAUCUUAGCUCGUUUGACACGUGCUACUGGAUUCGAAGCUUUCUUAGCAAAGAAAUUCUCAUCUGAAAAGCGUUUUGGUUUGGAAGGCUGUGAGAUUAUGAUUCCAGCUAUGAAAGAAGUUAUUGACACAUCAACUCGUCUUGGUGUUGAAUCAAUCAUCAUGGGAAUGCCACAUCGUGGUCGUUUGAAUGUUCUUGCAAACGUUUGUCGUAAGCCACUUCAUCAAAUCUUUACACAAUUCGCUGGUUUGGAAGCCGCUGAUGAUGGCUCUGGUGAUGUUAAAUACCAUCUUGGAACAUACAUUGAACGUUUGAAUCGUGUAACAAACAAAAAUAUUCGUCUUGCUGUUGUUGCAAAUCCAUCUCAUUUGGAAGCUUGUGAUCCAGUUGUGCAAGGAAAGACAAGAGCUGAACAAUUCUACCGUGGUGAUGGUGAAGGAAAGAAAGUCAUGUCAAUCAUGUUGCAUGGUGAUGCUGCUUUCUGUGGACAAGGUGUUGUCUUUGAGACAAUGCAUUUGUCAGAUUUACCCGACUACACAACACAUGGAACAAUCCACAUUGUCGUUAACAAUCAAAUUGGAUUCACAACUGAUCCACGUCAUUCACGCUCAUCACCUUAUUGUACAGACGUUGCUCGUGUCGUGAAUGCUCCAAUUUUCCACGUCAACUCAGAUGAUCCCGAAUCAGUGAUGCAUGUGUGUCGUGUUGCUGCUGAAUGGCGUGCAACUUUCCAUAAAGAUGUGAUCAUUGAUAUCGUCAGUUACCGUCGUAAUGGUCACAACGAAAUUGAUGAACCAAUGUUCACACAACCGCUGAUGUACAAACGUGUUCGUCAAACAAAGCCCGUCUUGGACAUUUACUCAAAUCAAUUGAUUGAAGAGAAAGUUGUCACUGCUGAAGAAGUGAAGUCAGUUCGUGAUAAAUAUGAAAAGAUUUGCGAAGAUGCAAUGGAACAAGCAAAGACCGAAACCCACAUUAAAUACAAAGAUUGGUUGGAUUCACCUUGGUCAGGUUUCUUUGAAGGAAAAGAUCCAUUGAAAGUGUCACCAACUGGUGUCAUUGAAGAGACUUUAAUUCACAUCGGCAAUAGAUUCUCACAACCUCCACCAAAUGCAGCUGAAUUUAUCAUUCACAAAGGGUUGUUGCGUGUGUUGGCUGCUCGUAAAGACAUGGUUGACAAUAGAAUUGCUGACUGGGCUUUGGCUGAAGCUUUCGCCUUUGGAUCGUUAAUGAAAGAAGGAAUUCAUGUGAGAUUAUCAGGUCAAGAUGUUGAACGUGGAACAUUCUCGCAUCGCCAUCAUGUGUUGCACCAUCAAGAAGUCGAUAAAGCAACUUAUCGUCCACUUUGUCAUUUAUAUCCCGAUCAAGCUCCUUAUACAGUUUGCAAUAGUUCAUUGUCGGAAUAUGGCGUGCUUGGAUUCGAAUUGGGAUAUUCGAUGACAAAUCCAAAUGCUCUUGUUUGUUGGGAAGCACAAUUUGGUGACUUUAACAACACAGCUCAGUGCAUUAUUGAUCAGUUUGUCAGCUCAGGUCAAGCUAAAUGGGUUCGUCAGAGUGGAUUGGUGAUGUUACUUCCCCAUGGCAUGGAAGGAAUGGGACCAGAACAUUCUUCAGCUCGUUUAGAACGCUUCUUACAAAUGUCAUCAGAUGACCCCGAUUAUUUCCCACCAGAAAGUGAUGAAUUUGCUAUCAGACAACUUCACGACAUUAAUUGGAUUGUCGCUAAUUGUUCAACACCAGCUAACUAUUAUCACAUCCUUCGUCGUCAAAUUGCCAUGCCAUUCAGAAAGCCAUUGGUUUUGAUGACACCAAAGAGUUUAUUGAGACAUCCCGAAGCUAAGAGCAAAUUUGGUGAGAUGACUGAAGGCACAGAAUUUAAACGCAUCAUUUCCGAUAGCGGAAAAGCUUCUGAAAAUCCAAGCAGCGUUAAGAGAAUUAUUUUCUGUUCUGGAAGAGUUUAUUACGAUCUUAUCAAAGCUCGUCGUGAGAAAGGUCUUGAAGCUGAAAUUGCCAUUUCAACUGUUGAACAAAUUUCACCUUUCCCUUAUGAUUUGGUGAAAGCUGAAUGUGCUAAAUAUCCAAAUGCUGAGAUUGUUUGGGCUCAAGAAGAACAUAAAAAUCAAGGUGCUUGGAAUUACAUCUUGCCACGUUUCGAAACAAGCUUGAACAGCACACGGGAUAUUAAGCCCCAUGGCCCUAAGGAGAGCUUGAGCACCCGUAAGUCGAGUGCUGAACGUCAAACCAACUUCAAUGCUCCAACCGAAGAGGAGAAGGAAGCUAGCAAGUUAAUUAAAAUGUCACGUCCAACUUCGAUUCGUACGAUUAGCUAUGUUGGUCGUGUAACAGCAGCUUCAACAGCCACUGGCUCGAAAGCUCAGCACACUAAAGAACUGAAUGCUCUUUUGAACGAUGCCACAUCUAUCUAAAUUAUCUCAGCUCUUUUUAAUCCGGCGUUCGAGUUUGUGUGGGCGGGCAGCAAACAAAAUUUGGAUUUGUCACACAUUUACCCUCAGCGAUGAAUCAUCAACGAUUUUCUUUUUCUUCAUCUUUUUCGACAGAUCUUCCUUCAACGAUGAAGCGAAUUGAAGAAGAUUCUUAAAAGAGUUAUUUAAUUUAAUUAUUUAUUUUAUUCUUUAAGUUAAGGCUAUUAUUACUUAGGAUAACUUUCUUCUCUGCGACUUCUUAAACUCUUUGUAUGUUUGUUUGUUCAUCUUGACGUCUUUGAAAGCAAACAGAGAAGAAAUGAAAAACUUUUUGUUUGAUUCGAAAGCAAAACAAGACGAAAUAACAUCAUAAAGAAUAAAGUAUCGAAAUUUCCCUUAGAUUAUAGAAUAAAAUUCCUGCAAGUGAAAGCAGUUAUGAAACAAGGUUUUGUUGAAUUGAUGACAGGCAUCAUCUUAUUCAUUUGUUUAUUGUUUUGCGUUUGAUUUAAUCUUUAGAUGAAUUUCUUAGAAUUAAAUAAACAAAAACUUGAUAGCAUCAAAUGUCGACAAAGAUUUUGUUUGCAAAGAUAGAUUAGGUGCUAAUCAGAAACCAUAAACAGGAAAAACUUAAGAAAUGCUUGUCAUGUUACUUCUUUAUUUAAAUCGAUAAACGAAAAUAAAGAUUAAAAAUAAACAAGAAAAAUUAUAUUUUAAUCCAGGAAAUGAAUUGAAAUUUUUCAUUUAUUUUCGCACGAUACGACUUUUGUCGCAAAAAUAGGAAAAUGAUGUGAAAAUCUAUUUAAGUUUCAAGGAAAAUAAAAGCAUAAAAGUUUUAAAUAUUUUUUUGACGAUUACAAAUAACAAAAAUGAUCAACAAAAGAAAAUUCUUCUCAGUGAAAUGUCUUUGAAACUUUUAACAUUUUAAAUUUAACACGAGUUGAAGUCUCACCUUCUACAUAAUAAACACAAAAGUUAUUAUUAAUACAUGAAAAGAAUAUUUGUUGCUGUUGAUAGACUUGCACCAAAAUUUGCUGUAAAAAGAAUCUUUUGAAAAUAAAGAAAUGAAGAAGAGAGAAAAACUUUUUUUAAUAUUUUCUUUCAUUUUUCCAGUUUAGUUUCAAGACCAC
Clunio marinus is the source of this 4434-nucleotide messenger RNA. NCBI's taxonomy places the organism in Eukaryota, Metazoa, Arthropoda, Insecta, Diptera, Chironomidae. The record is from the annotation of a GenBank genome assembly.